Cajanus cajan (pigeon pea) is the source of this 1821-nucleotide messenger RNA. The record is from RefSeq and is a predicted model, not a curated record. NCBI's taxonomy places the organism in Eukaryota, Viridiplantae, Streptophyta, Magnoliopsida, Fabales, Fabaceae.
AUGAAAUUCCAUGGGAAUGAUGGGAAGAUUAUCUCUGUCAAGGCGAACCAGAAGACGGCACGACAAUGCUACACCAAAAGCCUGAAGAUCGCCUCACCCGGUGAACAAUGCAAAAGUGGCCCUCCCACCGCAGCUCACAUCAACCACGAAGAAAUCACUGAUCUCGAUCCGAGAUCCGACUCUCAUGACGAACGGGCAAGCCCCGUCGACGAGCUCGAUGACCUCCAGAUCGGAAAAUUUCCCAGGCAGUGCACAAAGAUCAGCAGACAGUUGAGCCCGAAGUUGCGACAGCAGCUCAAAGCAGAAAUCCUCAAAAAUGCUGACCUCUUUGCCUGGUCCAGCGCUGACAUGCAAGGUAUAGACGCUGACUUCAUCUGUCAGCGGUUAGCGAUACACAAGGAAGCAAAGCCAGUGGCCCAAAGAAAGAGAAAGGUCGGUGGUGAGAGGCGAGAGGCCAUCAUCACCGAGUCACAAAAGUUGUUGAGCGCCGGCUUCAUCCGUGAAGUCAGAGGAAUGGAGGCCAACCCCGAGAAAUGCAAAGCCAUCAUCCAGAUGCAGAGUCCGCAAACGAUGAAAGAGGUCCAACGCCUAGCAGGAAGGUUAGUCUCACUAUCCCGAUUCAUCCCCAAACUCGCGGAGAAAGCGGGGCCAAUCUUCACCCUGCUAAAGAAGCCAAAAGACUUCCAGUGGACAAGUCAGUGCGAAGAAGCUUUCCAGAGCUUCAAAACCUUUCUCUCGACCCCACCGAUCCUACAGAGGUCAAAUCACAAUACCGACCUCCUACUCUACUUGGCCAUAGCAAAAAACGCCAUCAGUGCUGUAAUAGUGCAAGAAAACCAGAAGACGCAGACGCUGAUCUACUUCAUCAGCCGAGUCCUCCAGGACGCGGAGAAGCGAUACCAGACAGUUGAGAAGUUGGCGCUAGCACUCGUCACCGCGGCCCGACGUCUCCGACCAUAUUUUCAAAGCCACCAGGUGGUAGUCAAAACCGACUACCCCAUAAAGCAAAUCCUAAGUAAAUCGGAACUCGCCGGACGAAUGAUCGCAUGGUUAGUAGUUUUUUCCGAGUUCAGCAUCCGAUACAAAAGUCGCGGCGCCCUGAAAGCCCAGUGCCUGGCUGACUUCGUAGCCGAGCUCACACCUGUUACUGCCGAGGAACCCCAGGCAGAGUAUGAGGCACUCCUCGUAGGACUAAGGCUAGCCCGAAGAGUGAGCUGCAACAGCGACUCGAAACUCAUGGUCGAGCAGCUCAAUGGGACGUACCAGGCAAAGGACACCUUUCUGCAACGGUAUUUCCACAUCGCAUCCCAGCAGAUCUCGUCCUUCGACGAGUUUGCCAUACAGCAUGUGCCGCGCGAACAAAAUGCCCAGGUUGACCUCCUAUCGAAGCUUGCCAGUACCAAAAAGCUUGGACAGCACCGAACUAUCAUCCAAGAGACCCUACACUCACCUAGCUUCGAUGACAAGGUUGUCAACGUCAGCGACAGUGGAGACCUGGGCUGGAUGACGGGCAUCUGGAAUUACUUGAAAGAGGGUACCUUGCCCAAAGACAAAGACGAAGCUCGGAAGAUGAGAAUGAGGUCGGCCAAGUUUGUCGUUGUCGGAGACGAACUAUUCAAACGUGGCAUUUCCACCCCGCUGCUCAAGUGUUUGACCGCACCCCAAGCAGCCAACGUCAUCGACGAAAUUCAUCGGGGCAUAUGUGGCUUGCAUUCCGGAGCUUGCUCGAUGGCCACCAGAGUACUCCGGGCUGGAUAUUACUGGCCCACUCUGAAAGGCAUUGUCACUGGAGUUUUCCUCGACGUCAUCCUCCUUUACUAG